Messenger RNA from Dendronephthya gigantea, 3113 nucleotides. RefSeq names its product CDK-activating kinase assembly factor MAT1-like. NCBI's taxonomy places the organism in Eukaryota, Metazoa, Cnidaria, Anthozoa, Malacalcyonacea, Nephtheidae. Gene Ontology annotation, biological process: nucleotide-excision repair; regulation of transcription by RNA polymerase II; positive regulation of cyclin-dependent protein serine/threonine kinase activity. Gene Ontology annotation, cellular component: transcription factor TFIIH holo complex. Gene Ontology annotation, molecular function: cyclin-dependent protein serine/threonine kinase activator activity. The record is from RefSeq and is a predicted model, not a curated record. Bases 1920 to 2831 code for a protein of 303 amino acids. The transcript is spliced from 10 exons.
CGGUCAUAUGUUUCUUUGUGACGUCAAAUUAGAUCGUCGCUUACGUCAAAGCGCGUGCUUUCGUCUUAUAAAAAACCAUAAAAACACCGCAAUAAAGAAAUUAUUCUUGCUGAAAACAUAUUGCGGGUUCAAAAUGAAUUCGCUUCGAGUCGCCAUUGACAAUGGGUAAUGUGAUGUCAAGACUUGCAAUUAUAUUACGAGGAAGGAAAGUCACACCUGACCAGGUAUUUGACCGGUGAAAAAUCCAAGUUCACGUUAGGAUUUUGUUCAUUGGAUCUCUUUCUAGUUUACGAAGUUAAAAACCUAAUAAUUGUAUAGUACGUAUAACGUAUUCCUUUCAAAAGUUCAACAUUCCCUAUGAUAUUUUGAUGACUAUUGACCCUUUAUUUUUCGUGAUCUUUAGAUGCAGAUUCAUGUAUCACACAGGAACCUAACUUUUGAGAGAUGUAAUGAAACCGAACGCUUGGUAGAAAAGAAUGAACCAGAGCGAUGUAAUAAAACAAGCACUGUGGUUGACUCUUUACCACGGAGUUAUCACACCAUUAUGGCAGGGUCACCGGACCGAGAAGCGACUGGAAAUGAUUGCUUGGAAUGUUCGAGUACUCAUGAACAAAACUCGCAUAUGAUAUUCUCUACAAAUGACACUAAAUCCGCUGGGGAAAUGUUACUUGGUGCGGAGAGUAGUGCAAGAGAGGUAUCAUUUCCCGAAGGUUACGUGAAUGGAAAUAGCGUUAACCAGCCUGAUGUGACAAGCUGUGAUAUUUCUUCAGAAGACGUAUUAACAAUGGAAAACGCUGAAGACUCAACGUACUACGACUGUCGUAUCACAAGAGACAACCGCCCGUCACAGGGCGCUGAUGAACAUGGCGGGAACUUUGAUUCAUUUUCAUGGAUAAGUACGGACGGAUAUAGUACAGAAGGGACGGUUGGUUCAAGAUCAUUUGGGGAUAGAGAUGAUGAUAUAAUCGAUAGAUUACUUGUUGACAAUGUUGAUGACUUUGGAAUUAAUUAUGGAAGGUUAAACGAUGUCCCAAAAUCUUCGCUGACUCCGUUAAAUCUCGAAAUUUUAAACACCGCUGGUGAGCUGGAUAAACACGAAUGCGUGCGCAGUUACGUACAGGCAUGGUCACCGCUGAACCUACCAACCGCUGCAACAUAUUCAAAUUCGUUACCAGGUGCAUGUGUAGAUUUAGCUCUUGAAGAUAAGGCACAGACAUCACCGGAGUAUUACGACAGAUUCCAAUCUGAACACGAGGUCGAACGAAGUACUCCGAACGAGCAACGAGAUCUCGACGAAGUCGAUAGCCAAGAGUUUUGUUUAUUUUAUCAGCGUGAACACGGACCAGGCUUCAGAAGUCCCUCCAACAACUGGAAUCUUUUAAAGAACGAUCGCGCGCCAUGGAUAAAUACAGAAUCAGAGGGGGUUGAUAAGAUGGUAGGGGGAAGAGAAGGGUCUCUAGGGGAUAUUGAGGACAGUGACUGGCCCAGAGGAAUGGCUGACACCUGGCAAGAUUCGAAUAAAGGAUUAACUAUUUGUUCACUAUCGACAAUACACGAAGAGAGUGACGAUGCAGAUAAGAUUGCUCAAGACUUUUGAUUAACCAGUGAAGUGAGUGAACGGUUAAGCAAACGACAGCUUCAUAAGAAAGAACAUACGUUAUUCUAUACGUCGAAAAAGAUUUAUUUAUUGGUCUUAAAGCAAUUUCUAUCGUGAAAAGUAAUAUAUUUAAUUGUAAAAAAAUGUAAUCUCUGACUGUUCCGAUUCAGGUGCGCAAAUCGCCGCGCUCUUUAGUUCAUUUCAUGUUUUCUUACACGAAGUAUGGGCAUGCAUGAAAAGAAACUUUUCAAUAUGGCGGUGGUGCAGAGGAGUUGAAAAUUUAAUUGUUAAAAGCGUUCCAAAUGUGACCUGAUAUGCAAUCAUGGACAUUGAUCAGCAAUGUCCAAAAUGCAAGACUACUAAAUAUAGAAAUCCAAAGCUUAAACUCUAUGUGAAUGUUUGCGGACAUAAAUUAUGUCAAAACUGUGUUGACAUUCUCUUCAUCCGACCUUCUGCUGCAUGCCCAGAGUGCGGAACUCCGUUAAGAAGAAAUGAUUUCAGAGCUCAGCAAUUUGAAGACUUGAUUGUGGAGAAAGAAGUUGAUAUUAGGAAAAGAAUUGUAAAAAUUUACAACAAGAGAGAAGAUGACUUCUCUCAUGAACCAGAUCCUUUACGCUCGUAUAAUGAUUAUCUUGAAGAACUUGAAACAAUAGUUUGGAACCUUGCAAACAAUGUUGAACUGGAAGAGACAAACAGAAAAAUUGAACAAUAUAAAAAAGAAAAUGAAAUCUUAAUUAAGAAGAAUGCUGUGAAGAAUAGUCGUGAUGAGGAGUUUGUCAAAUCUCAAAUCGAAGCUGAAGGCAGAGAAAGUGAGGAACGUAGAGCGCAUUUUGCAAGUGCUCUGAAAGAAGAGGAACAGUCGAAAUUGAAAGAAAAAGAAGCAUUGCUUGAUGAUUUGAUAAGUUCUUCAAAAUCCGUCGAUGAAAUCGUCGCAAGCCACAAGCAAGUCAAAAAACCAUCGUUGUUCUUUAAAGCUGCGGAAUCGCACGUGUUCAAACUGAACAAAGAGGAACACGUCCCGUUGGUUUUCAAGGAAACUGCGCCAUGUUAUGUUUAUAAGCCGUUGGAAUUUGAAAACUUCGGACCACAGCCGCCAGUAGCUGCUGUCUUGAGGAGUAAAGGGUAUUUGUCGAACAUCCGUUCCGCUCAGGUAUUGGAGCGCGCUGGGGGGUACUCAGAAGAAAUCGCCUGCGAACGUGCUUUACAAGAAGCAUUCUCGGCGUUGUUCACGUGAUUGGCGAAGAAUUCAGGCGAACCCAUCCCUCUGGUGUUUGUUCAAUAUGGAAUUAGUUGUAGGCUGCAGGUAUUCAGAGGGGAUCGGGCCAACUUUCCGUGAAAUUGCUGAAUAUUGUCUGAAAAAUCUGGGCUGUAUUGGCGUGAAGAACAGCGUACUUUGAAAUGAUCAAUAUUGUUUCCGAUUCUAACCCAGACAUUCUCAUAAUUGUUACCGGGAUUAUUUGAUCAGUAAUUUAUGUUAAUAACACUAAGUACUGCACAUUUUGCAGUAAACCGUGAU